This is a messenger RNA of Gymnodraco acuticeps, 5804 nucleotides long. It is a transcript of the gene ndst2a, whose product is annotated as N-deacetylase/N-sulfotransferase (heparan glucosaminyl) 2a. Bases 1245 to 3962 code for a protein of 905 amino acids. Gene Ontology annotation, cellular component: Golgi apparatus. Gene Ontology annotation, molecular function: deacetylase activity; heparan sulfate N-sulfotransferase activity. NCBI's taxonomy places the organism in Eukaryota, Metazoa, Chordata, Actinopteri, Perciformes, Bathydraconidae. The transcript has 15 exons. The record is from RefSeq and is a predicted model, not a curated record.
AGCUAGUUUCUAGCUCGACGAGCUGCUGGCUGUGGAGAUGAACUUCUCCCUAUUUCUUUCCCGCUGCCUUUCAGUUCUUCAUUUCACAACACUGUCUGCUGACAUCGAGGUGUAAACAUAUAGUAUGUUGUGUUGUCAAUAACUGUGUUUUAUUUGUUGUGGAGCACCAUGUUGUCAUCGGUGUAAAUCUGAUGUUUUGGCUUUCAGAUGAUCAGUAACACUGUUUACACGAGCCCUGCCUGUCGAUCCGGAUCAUACAUGCUGUAACCUUAGCUCUAAUCUGCACUUCACAUCUCUCUGUUGCUGUUUAGUGAGGAAUAAUGACCGGUGCAAUAACAGCAUCACUCUGUUCCCCCUCAGUGCUUAUCACUCUUAAUGAACAGCAGUGAGUGGUGUCAUGUUUGAGUGAGAAACCUCAAAACCCACUCCUGAAUUUAGAACCCACAUGGUCACAUUCUGAAGUGGACUCUGUGCUUGGCCAGGUUCUGUCAUGUUUACCUAACCUUUGAUCAAGUGUCACGUGCUUGUAAUGAUAUUUGUAAGUGUUGCACUGUUUUCUAGAACGUUUGUGUUCAGUCAUGAUAACAUCAAUUUCUCUACAUGGUUGCUGUUUCUUAACCUCACUGAACAGGCUGUGGAUCCGGUUCAUGCUGCGGUCCAACCUGGGCUGAGCCUGUCAGGAGGACAGUUUGUCUUUGUCCUUCACAGCCAGGGUUGAAUUCAGGGGUCUUCCAGAUUUGGAUUAGAAGGUUUUCAGAACCGCAGUGUUCUCUAGGUGUCAGUUUCUGGGAUGUCCAGGGCAGGUGGCCUUGGGGGGCUCAGCCCCAAAACACAGACCACCAGAACAGAUAAUUCCACGUCUUAAAGACUACACAAGCCUCUAAAGAUGGACACAUCCACAUGUAGAGACUCCCGCACAGCUGCAUGAAAGAGAGGCCAGACGUCACCUCUGCUGGAAUCACUUUUUAUUGAACCAACGUCUUGUUCUCCCUCUACAGCCCCCCAAUAUUGACAUUCCAUCAAAGGAAUAAUAAUCCAUUCAUGUAUUUAGCACUACAGAUCUACAAGUGGAGAGCAGGUAAUGGAUGAUGACUCAGUGUAAAUGGCUAUUCCUCAGCACAGAUCAGUGCUAGUCUCUACUGCUCAAUCUUCCCCCUCCUCUCCCCCUUACUCCACCUCUCUGCUCUCCUUUCCUGUACACCGCUGCUGCUUGUUGUCCAGUCCUGCCCCCCCCCUCCAACACCAUGGUAGGUGCAGGCUUGGGUGUUUGGAAGCUAAUGCGAGGUGUCCGCCAGCUGGAGCUUCACCGCCUUAUCCUGGCACUUAUCAUCUUCUGCUUACUGUCCAUGGCCUUCCUAGCUUACUAUGUCUCCAACAGCCCAAAAAUCAAGGAGGCACCCCCUUUACCCUUUAGUGACUGUGGUGGAGGAGGAGGGAUUUCACCGGGUGUGAGUACUGGGGACGCUGGAGGGGGGCCAGGUAUCCAGAGGGCCCCGCUUUUUCUUCCACAGCGCCAGGGUCGACUACGACAGGUAAAGGCGGUGGACAUUUCCAGGACAGACGCCGUGGUUCUGGUGUUUGUAGAGAGCAUCUACUCCCAGCUGGGCCAGGAGAUUGUAGCAAUAUUAGAGUCUAGCCGCUUCCACUACCGGACAGAGAUUGCUCCUGGUAAAGGAGACAUGCCCACAUUGACAGAGCAUAACCGUGGACGUUACACACUGAUCAUCUAUGAAAAUGUUUUGAAAUAUGUCAAUCUGGAUGCUUGGAACCGUGACUUGCUGGACAAGUACUGCGCUGAGUAUGGAGUAGGAGUCAUUGGCUUUUUCAAAGCUAAUGAAAACUCUCUUCUCAGUGCACAGCUCAAAGGCUUCCCCCUCUUUCUUCACUCACACCUGGGUCUCAGGGACUACCGCAUAAACCCCAAUGCCCCUCUACUCUUCAUCACCAAGCCCAACCAGGUGGAGCAAGGCCCUUUACCAGGGGACGACUGGACCAUUUUCCAGUCCAACCACUCUACCUAUGAACCAGUGCUUCUGGCCAGCACCAAGUCCUCCGAGGCACUGGCCCAUUUUGGUCCUGGCCCCCUGCGGGCGCUCCACGCCACAGUGGUCCAAGACUUGGGGCUCCACGAUGGCAUUCAAAGAGUUCUCUUUGGAAACAAUCUUAACUACUGGCUUCACAAGCUGGUGUUUGUAGACUCCAUUGCCUACCUGACGGGGAAGAGACUGUGUUUGUCCUUGGACCGCCACAUGCUGGUGGACGUGGAUGAUAUAUUCGUUGGCAAGGAGGGAACCCGCAUGAAGGUGUCAGACGUGGAGGCACUGCUCAACACUCAAAACAAGCUGAGAGCACUGGUCCCUAAUUUCACCUUCAAUUUGGGCUUUUCUGGAAAGUUCUAUCACACAGGUACUGAUGUAGAGGAUCGUGGAGAUGACAUGCUGCUGCAACACAGGAUGGACUUCUGGUGGUUUCCUCACAUGUGGAGCCACAUGCAGCCGCACCUCUUUCACAACGUCAGCGUCCUGGCUGAGCAGAUGAGGCUCAACAAGAUCUUUGCUCAGGAGCAUGGGAUCCCCACAGAUAUGGGCUAUGCAGUGGCUCCGCACCACUCUGGGGUUUACCCAGUUCACAGCCAGCUCUAUGAGGCCUGGAAGUCUGUGUGGAGCAUCAAGGUGACCAGCACUGAGGAGUACCCUCACCUGAGGCCAGCCCGGUACCGCCGCGGGUUCAUCCACAAUGGCAUCCAGGUGCUGCCCAGGCAGACCUGUGGGCUGUUCACCCAUACCAUCUUCUACAACGAAUACCCAGGAGGCUCCAAGGAGCUGGACAAGAGCAUCAGAGGAGGAGAGCUCUUCCUCACCGUCCUCCUCAACCCUAUCAGCAUCUUCAUGACCCACCUGUCCAACUACGGCAAUGACCGGCUGGGUCUCUACACCUUUGAGUCUCUUGUGAAGUUUGUCCAGUGUUGGACCAACCUCCGGCUGCAGACGCUGCCCCCCGUCCACCUGGCCGAGAAAUACUUCCAGAUCUUCCCCGAGGAGAGAGACCCUCUCUGGCAGAACCCUUGUCAUGAUAAGAGACACAAAGAUAUCUGGUCUAAAGAAAAGACUUGUGACCGACUGCCCAAGUUUCUCGUCAUUGGACCACAGAAAACAGGCACUACAGCGCUUCAUUCCUUCCUGAGCCUCCACCCAGCAGUCACCAGCUCCUUUCCCAGCCCCAACACCUUUGAGGAGAUCCAGUUCUUCAGUGGAGCAAACUAUGACAACGGGAUUGACUGGUACAUGGACUUCUUCCCAUUCCCUUCCAAUGUCAGCACAGAUUUCAUGUUUGAAAAGAGUGCCAACUACUUUGACACAGAGGCGGCUCCUAAGAGAGCUGCUGCGCUGCUUCCCAGAGCCAAGAUCCUGGCUGUGCUCAUCAACCCAGCAGACAGGGCCUACUCCUGGUACCAGCACCAGAGGGCCCACCAGGACCCUGCAGCCCUCAACAACACUUUCCAUGCAGUAGUGACGGGCGGCCCCUCGCCCCCCAGAGACCUUCUGGCCCUUCAGAGACGCUGCCUUCACCCCGGAGCCUACGCUCCUCACCUGGAGCGCUGGCUGCAGCACUACCAGCCCACACAGCUGCACAUCGUGGACGGAGCUCUGCUGCGCUCCAACCCUGCACUUGUGAUGGAGGGAAUCCAGAGAUUCCUCGGGGUCACUCCCAUCUUCAACUACACCCAGGCUCUAAUGUACGAUGACAGCAAAGGUUUCUGGUGUCAGCGUGAGGGAGGUCGAGCCAAAUGUCUGGGGAAGAGUAAAGGCAGGAAGUACCCGGAGAUGAGUCCUGAGUCCCGUACCUUCCUGACUGAAUACUACCGCGAGCACAACAUGGAGCUGCUGCGUCUGCUGAAUCGGUUGGGCCACCCGCUGCCGUCCUGGCUUCGCCAAGAACUCCAGAGCACGAGCUGGAGCUGAGGCCAGCUCUCACACACAAACACACACACACAUACAGACACACACACAGACAGGAAGGCUGGGACUGGUGUCUGGACAAACCCAACACUCGGCUCUGAUGAAACUGGAGUCCCUGAUCUGGAAUCAGCAGAAGUUCAGUGUGAAGGUUUCUGCUGUUCACCGGAGAGGAGACAGUUCAGAUUGUGGCUCUGCAGAGGACCCCAGAGGACAGCUUUAGUGGCACUGGGUCCUCAGUGUGUGUGUGUGUCUGAGUGUCUGACAGGCUGACACUGAACAUCAGGGUGUUGUGGAUCCACAGAACUAUAAGGACAGGUCAGCCUUAAUGUGAGUCUUAUUGUGUAUGACCCGUUACAGACACACACACAUCUACCUGCAGGUUCCUGUCCUCUGCACACAUUUAAAGUGGGUGAAGCUGUGUGAUGACAGGUGGAUGUAAAUACCAUGUGAUGGAUGUUCUGCAGGCUCCGCCCACACUGUCAGCCAGCAGCUGUCUCACUGUCCUCUCACUGAGCUAAAGGUCCUGACUGAUGGUGGACUGCUCUCUCUGUCGGCUAAAGUCUCCAUUUAAUCUCCAGGUUUUUUUAUGUAAGAUUGAUUAAAUAUGAGCUGUUAACCUAAUUAGCAUAGAUGAUGAAGAGUGUAUAUAUACUUGUGGCACAGUGGGUUGAGCGUUGGUGAUCAGAUCAGGGGGUCACAGGUUCAAACCCCACUGCAGGCAGCAUGUCGUUGUGUCCCUGAGACACUUCACCUCAAAGUGCUCCUGUGGGGAUUGCCCUCAGUAUUGAGUAUGUAAGUCGCUUUGGAUAAAAGCGUCUAACAAGUGACAUGUCAUGAAAUAUAUGGGGACCAUGCAGCAAGCUGCUGAGCAAAGGUUGUGUUGCACCACCACAUUUUUACUUAUUUAAUCUGAGUGAUUCUGAAUAAAGUUUCAAACCUCUGGAGCAGAACCCUCAGCUGCUGUGAUGUCAUAUCGUUAAGGAAUGAUUGGCCUGCUUGGGAACCAGUGUCCAUGGAAACAGUUUGCAGUGUUGUCUCAUUUCUGAGCUGGAGGCUUCACCUUCUCCACAGCAGUUGAGGCUCAUGGGUAAUGUCAGGACGAGACUGGUUGUUCACCAUUACUAUUAAAUGAAAAUCAUGAACAACAGCAAAAUUACGAAUGACAUUUUCCAAAGAGACAAAAGUUAUAUGGAACAGGUAAAUUCAAAAUAUACUGUAAGCAAGGCUAUAUAUUGUAAUGUUUUCAACUUUAUUGUUUAUAAAAGUAUAAAUAACGCCACCAUAAACCUAAAGGCUGAAUUUAAAAUAUUCAAACAUGCACUCAGAACAGUGGGGGGUGCACUCUGAGCCCCUGUCACCCCGCUCUGCAUGGUGACCUGUCAUUCAAAACUGAUGGAGAUUUUCUGAGAAUCAAUGCAUUAUGGCAAAACAUGUUCAUACAGCCAUAGUAAAAUAUUCCAGUGUGACUCUUGUUUUGUGUUAAUAGUCAGCUAAAGUGGAGAUAACCCAUGAUGCACCUGUUUCCACACACACAAGACUAACAUGAAGUUAACCGACAUGGACCAGUGUGGCUCCAGUAACACAGUGCUCCACAGUGAGAGGGCUGAGAGAACAGAAAGAAGCCUUCACUAGUCAAUCGUCUUCUAAAAACCUACACAGACUGCUAAACACACACUCACCCCUCACAAACACUCACAGUCUUGUCUCCAUCAGAGGACAGUAGGGCAGGAUGUCAGUGUGUGGAGACGACCAGAAGCUGCUGUCUAGUUUUCUGUUUGUUUUGUAUAAAUGUCAGAAAGGCCAACACUGUAUCAUCUCUAAUAAACAGAGAGGUUGGAAAUGAUG